Messenger RNA from Brienomyrus brachyistius, 2968 nucleotides. Its product is annotated as very long-chain acyl-CoA synthetase-like. The record is from RefSeq and is a predicted model, not a curated record. The transcript is spliced from 10 exons. The coding region runs from base 113 to 1972 and encodes 619 amino acids. Gene Ontology annotation, molecular function: long-chain fatty acid transmembrane transporter activity; long-chain fatty acid-CoA ligase activity. Lineage: Eukaryota; Metazoa; Chordata; Actinopteri; Osteoglossiformes; Mormyridae.
UUAGACGCUAGGUUUACUCGCUAUACUUCAGUAUAAAGCUCCUCUGACUUCAUUCAACUGGUGGAUAAACAUAGUUCGGCAAUAAAUUCAUGUGCAUCUGAUUUUGAUUACAAUGUACAUUUUCUCAGCAUUUCUUGCCACCGUGGUUGUAUUACCACUGGUUAUAAAUGUGUAUUUUCCUUACUUUUGGAUGGACUGCUUGUAUGGGGUAAAAAUGAUAAGAGCUUUGAUCAAGUUGGCUAGGCGCACGAUGGGGAAGAGAACAGUUUUUGCAUUAGACAAAUUCUACGAGCAAGUGGCAAAGCACCCCGACAAACCAUUCAUCAUUUUUGGAAAUGAGAUGUUUUCAUACCGGGAGACAGACGCAAAAGGCAACAAAAUCGCACAGGCUUUGAAAAUUCACAGCACGUUGCAAGCGGGGGACACAGCGGCACUUUACAUGGGAAACGAGCCAGCGUUUGUUUUCACCUGGCUUGCGCUGGAGAAGCUGGGCUGCUCGGUGGCUCUGCUCAAUCACAACGUGAGGUCAAAGUCUCUUCUGCACUGUUUCGGCUGCUGUGGGGCGAGAGUCCUAAUCGCAGCUGCAGACCUCACAGAUGCCGUGCGGGAAGUGCUCCCCGCCUUGCAGGAGCAGGAUGUCACCGUGUUUGUCAUGGCAAAGGAGCAGAGCACCCAGGGUCUGGUGACCUUGCUGGACAAGGUGGAGGCGGCGUCGGAUGAGCCCAUUCCGCUAUCGGCCAGGUCCAACAUAACAUUAAAAAGCCCAGCUGUUUACAUCUACACAUCUGGAACAACAGGCCUCCCGAAAGCAGCCAUAAUCAACCAACAUCGUCUACUAAUCGGCAUGGCGGUGGUGGCGACCAACGAUGUGACUUCGAAGGACGUUAUUUACGUCAAUCUGCCUCUGUAUCACGCGUCUGGUUUUAUCUUCGGCUUCCUCGGAUCCACAGAAAUAGGCGCAACAAUAGUUUUACGACGUAAGUUUUCAGCCUCCCAGUUCUGGGAUGAUUGCAGAAAGCACAACGUGACGGUAAUCCAAUACAUCGGAGAGUUAUUGCGUUAUCUCUGCCAGACACCAAAGAGACACAAUGACAGAGACCAUAAAGUGAGAUUGGCCAUUGGAAAUGGCGUCAGAGCCAAUGUGUGGAAGGAAUUCCUCGACAGGUUCGGUAACAUUACGGUCAGAGAAUUCUAUGCCGCCACAGAAGGGAAUAUUGGGUUCAUGAACUACACGGGCAAGAUCGGUGCGGUCGGAAGGAUCAACUUUCUGCACAAUAAACUAAACACCUAUGCACUGAUUAAGUAUGACACGGAGGAAGAAGAGCCAAUCAGAGACUCCAUGGGUCUGUGUGUUGAAGUACCAGUAGGAGAAACUGGACUUUUAGUGUCCAGGAUUACCAGAUUCGCCCCUUUCGCUGGAUACGCAAGGAAUACCCAGCAGACAGAGAAGAAGCUGCUUCGCGAUGUCUUUAAAAAGGGAGACAUCUGCUUCAACACCGGGGACCUGCUGAGGUUUGACCAUGACAACUUUAUCUACUUCCAGGACCGCGUCGGAGAUACGUAUAGAUGGAAAGGGGAGAAUGUAGCCACAACAGAAGUUUCGGAUGUUCUCACAAUGUUGGACUUCAUUGAAGAAGCAAACGUUUAUGGAGUUGAAAUCAAAGGUCACGAGGGAAGGGUUGGCAUGGCUGCUGUUACGCUGAAAAAAGAAGAGCAAUUUAAUGGUGGUGCAAUGUUCAACCACGUUACUUCCUACCUACCAGCUUACGCCAGGCCUUCCUUUAUCAGAAUUCAGAACUCCUUAGAGCUGACUGGAACAUUCAAGCAGAUGAAAGUGAAGCUGGUGCAAGAGGGCUUCGACCCAGCUGUGGUCCAAGAUUCUUUAUUUUUUCUGGAUGAGAGCCAGAAGACAUACAUACCAAUGACAGAGGAGAUUAAUAAGGUGAUCCUGUCAGGGAGCAUGAAGCUGUGAAGCUGCACAACAACGUGACGUAGCACUGUCUAUGAACGGGUAUGGCGUCCAAAGUGGGACAGAAUAUGAUAGAGGGUUUUAAAUGUAAUUACUUUUUAAAUCAUGUUUACAUCACUAUAAUCCUGACUAGAACUGCAAUUCAGGGAUGUAAACUCUUAAAGUAACAUUGGAAAUCAAACAAGCCCAGUAACAAUAAGAAUAAUAGCUAUGAAACAGACAACAGAAAAAAAUAUUAAAUAUUUACUUUAUUUUCCAGCUGAGUCUCAUUGUUACUUAGUCACUCUUUUGAUACAAAAGCAAGAACAAUAGAUACCAUUAAACUUUUUUGCAUUGCAGGUCAUGAUGUAAAAUGAAUACUACAUCAAAAAUGUAUACACGCAUCUUUUAAUUAUUUCCCAUAUUUCUUAAAUGUAAAUUAACGUACGGUAACUUAGAAUGGGGGCGGCAUGGUGAUACAGUGAUUAGCACUGUUGCUUCACAUUUCUGGGACCCGGGUUCGAGAUACUGCCAUGGCCCCAUACGUUACUAUGUUCUCCCCAUGUCAUCGUGGGGUUUCCUUUGGUUUCCCCCCACAGUCCAAAAACAUGCUGAGGUUAAUAGGAGGUACCAAAUUGCCCGUAUCUGUGUGUGAGUAAAUGGUGUGUGAGUGACUGUGCCCUGCGAUGGGUUGGCGCCCCAUCCGGGAUUGUUCCCUGCCUUGUGCCUGUAGCCUCUGCGAUAGACUCAGGACCCCCUGUGACCCUGAAUAUGAUAAGCGAUUGCAGAAAAUGGAUGGAUGGAUGGGUAACAUAGAAUGUUUAAUUGCUUUCAGGAAAGAGCUGAAAUGUUUACUUAAACUACAAUUGUACAUAGGGACCCGAUAACUGUAUCCAAGUAUGUAAUUUGCUUUAUAUAAUGAAAUGUCAUUUUUUUGUAAUUACAGAAACAAGUUUGUUAAGUGCUUUGAGACAAUGUAAUAUUAUGAAAAUGUGUUACAUAAAUUUAAAUUGAAUUGUU